GAAAAAUUAAUCCGCGCAAAGUAGUUUUGAUGGCAAAAAUAUUGUAUUUUAUCCUAUAGAAAUGACUGUGAUAGUCUGACAAAAAAAAUGGCAAUUAACAAAAAUAAAUAAUACUGCCAUAGAACCUGAUAACAGUUAACUGGCAAGAUGCUGGAUGCAAUUUGCAAACGAUGAAGAUUAUCAUUUUGGAAUAAUUCAAUUUAUUAAUUAAAUUGUAUCACCUCGUCAAACAAUAGUUAUUAAGUAUCUAAAAAAGUCAGUUCGCGGUAUGUAUAAUGGCUGAUCGGUGGGAAGGACGCCGUAAAUACAAGCGCACGAACAAUACUUUACAUUCAUUUAAAGCCAAUAAACACAGAAAUCAUGUAUGUAAAAACUUGAAAAAUAAAUUUGAAAAACUAGACUAUCAGCCUAACAAUAAAAAUGGCCCAUUCAGUAAUAAUGAUAGCCAGAAAUCAUAUAAAAAAGUGAAUACUAACAAUCACAAAGACAAGAACAAUUUAAGUGGAUCAUCUUGGUUAUUAAGAAAGAGUUUUACAGGAUGGUAUUCAAUUUUUGUACCAGAUGUUCAAGAUGGCAAUGGAAUUUUGAGACUUAUUCAAACUUACGUAAAGCCUAUUUCAUUUUUCCCUUAUAAAGCAGUCUUCAGAGAAAAUAGUUUAGAAUUUUUAGUCGAUGACUACAAUGUCGCAACAGCUUUAUAUUAUACUAACAAUAAAUUAUUACAGUCUGACAAUAAAAAAUUAGUAGUUAAAGUGGGUCCAUACACUCCUCCAAAACAGGCAAUAUCUUCGAUUCCAGUUUCUGAUGUCAUAAAAGAAAAGAUGAUGGAAGCUAUAUUAUUACGUUAUAAAUCUGAUACCAGAAGUUUAAAUUUGUCUAACUUCCACAAUUCUCAAGCAUUUAUAGUUAAUCAAUUAUUCGUUACACUAAAUGAACCAAGAUUUCUAAUAGAAGCACUUAAUAUGGCAUCAAAAAUAACCAAUGACUUGAAUACUUUGAGUCUUGAAAACAAUAAUAUAUAUUUGACUUCAGGACUUAUAUGGAUUCGUAGGAACUUUCCUGAUUUAAAAACAUUGAAUUUAAGUGGAAAUCAGUUAAAUGACAUAAACGUGUUACGUGAACUCAAUGGAUUCUCUAUAGAAGCAUUGGACUUGUCAAAAAAUCCAGUGUCUAACACCGAUGACAAAGACUACAGAGAAGAAAUUCAACAGUUGUUUCCAAAUCUCACAAAACUGGACAAUGUUGACUUGCCUGCUCGGUACAGUGGCAUUACAAAUGUUGUAUUAAAAAUGCCAUUCCAUCUAGGAAACAGCUAUGCAGUACCAGAGAAUUACAACCCAGAAAAACCUAACCCCAUUGCAAUUUUAGUCGAUUCAUUCAUAUCACAAUAUUUCGAACGAUACGAUAGUUCACAAUCUAAGCAACUAAUUGCUGAAGCUUACCAUGAAAACGCAACUUUUUCGAUGUCUUCAUAUCCUAUUUAUGAAAAGAAAAGUAUUCUGAAGUCAUAUUUGGCAGAGAGUCGAAAUUUGCUGAAAAUCGCCAAGAUGAACGCAGCCAACCAAGCAAGACCCACAGACAAAUCUAAGUUCAUCCAUAAAGGAAGAGGAAACAUUAUUCAAAUUUUAGAAAAAUUACCCAAAACUAAACAUGAUUUAGCAUCAUUUGUCGUUGACGUUCCAUUGGCUUAUACAGGGAUGGUUCAAAUAGUGGUCAAUGGUGCAUACGUAGAAGAAUAUGAGGAGAACAAAAAGUUAUUAGUGCAAUCAUUUUGCAGGUGUUUUUGCUUAAUGCAGUUAGAUGAUAAUAGUUGGAGUAUAGUGAGUGAUAUGCUUUUUGUAACAACAGCUAACACUGAACAGUAUUUUGAAACCUGCAAAAGCUUUAAUGUUCCGAAGGAUGAUCAUGAUCGUACGGAAGACAAGAAAGCUAUUUUUCUGUUACCAUUGUCAUCGUCAUCAGAUUAUCCACCUUUGUUAGUCGCACCUUGUGAUAACAGCCCUUACACAAAUGAUCAACUUGAGACGAUUAAACUUUUCGCUAAAGAAUCUGGCAUGAACGAGACGUUUUCUGGAAGAUGUUUAGCAGUAAAUAAUUGGAAUUAUAUGAAAGCUUCUUUAAGUUUUUCUGAACUCAAAACACGUGUACCGUCUAUAGCUUUUGAACAUUGAAUUCAUUUUAUAUGAACGACAACUGAUAUUUUUUAUUAAAUUUUUUUGUUUUCAAGAGCAUGAAGCAGUUUAAAAUAGACUUAACGUAGAAGGUAAAAGAAACAUAAAAUAAAAACAAAUUUCGUAUGAACAUAUUGUAAAUUACUUUUGAAUUAUUAUUGUUUGUAGUAAAACUAUUGUUGUAGAAAAUAAAAUUAUUGAUCUCUUUAUAUUUAUAUAGUUAUAGUUUGACUAAUUUUAGAUAAAUUAUUAUUUAUAUGUGAUGCUGAAAGUGUAAAGGGGACUCUUGUCGGCUGACCACAAUUUUUAAAGUAAACUUAGUUAAUUUUUUAGCUACAAAUAUGUACUAAGUCUCAAAUUGUUCAAAAAUCAAUCAAGGUUCAGAAAAUAGCAUUAACUAAAUUUUGGAAAAUGCUGACGAGAGGUUCCUUUUUGCUUUCCACAAUAUAUGUGUAGAACUAGUUUGACUAUGAAAAAUUGUCUGUUGGUGAUGAUUUAAGAAACUUGGAAAUACGACCCAACACCUUUUCGACCAGUAUACUUUUCUGCUAAAGCUGACAACAACCGAUUUUCAUAUCGGCCAUUUAAAUUUAAAUACUAAACCAAAAAUAAAAUGUUUGGGAACUAAUGAUUAAGGAAAAAUGUAUACAUGUAUAGUCAUGUAAAAAUCAAAAUUGAAUUUACUAAUUGGAAUUUGGAAAAAACGACUUAUAAAAUACUCAUUUUCAAAUAAACUAAUUUAUUUUUAAUGUCAAUUUUUAUUAUUUUAUGUUUAAAAAAUUAAUUAAAAUAUUAGCUGCAAAACUUUGUCAAGAAGGAAUAAUUAGGAAGUAUGUAGAAAGCUUUAGCGGAAGUUUAUUUAGAAUUGUUAGAUUGCUUUCUACCCAACUGUGUCACUUUAAAGCUAAAGCCCACAUUUAU
Molecule: messenger RNA, 3092 nt
Organism: Adelges cooleyi (spruce gall adelgid)
Lineage: Eukaryota; Metazoa; Arthropoda; Insecta; Hemiptera; Adelgidae
Gene: nxf4
Product: nuclear RNA export factor 1
Exons: 15
Coding region: 276-2171 (631 amino acids)
Biological process (GO): poly(A)+ mRNA export from nucleus
Cellular component (GO): cytoplasm; nucleus
Molecular function (GO): RNA binding; protein binding
Source: RefSeq, a predicted model, not a curated record